Molecule: messenger RNA, 414 nt
Organism: Babesia ovata
Lineage: Eukaryota; Apicomplexa; Aconoidasida; Piroplasmida; Babesiidae
Exons: 1
Coding region: 1-414 (137 amino acids)
Source: RefSeq, a predicted model, not a curated record
AUGUUUCUUCAGGACGCUGACCUUUCCAGUGCUGUGAAGUCGGCGGAGGCCUUGGUCAAGACGUAUGCUUCUAAAGGUACGGAUUUCAAAAAUGAUUUUCGUGAUAAAAUAUAUGACGAUUCCAGAGACGCUUCGAGUGGUAGACGCGCCGAAUACAGAAACGGCCUGCGUGUUAACAGGCCUGUGAAGUAUGAAGACAAGGAGGAUUUUAAGGACCUGAAUGCUGAGUUAAGAUUAAAAAUAGAGACGGCGAUCGAUAAUAUUGUUCAUGAAGGUAAGCGUCUCGGUGAACUGUCGGCCAAGGAAAAAACAGACUUGGAAAUGAUUCAAACGAUCAAUGAUUCUUUGGGUGGGCUAAAGAGAUGUGUGACUAAGAAAUUAAUGAGGAUGUUAUGGCUCUUGUUCGGCAGGUGA